This is a messenger RNA of Penicillium canariense, 1278 nucleotides long. It is a transcript of the gene pkaC, whose product is annotated as cAMP-dependent protein kinase catalytic subunit pkaC. The transcript is spliced from 4 exons. Bases 1 to 1278 code for a protein of 425 amino acids. Gene Ontology annotation, biological process: peptidyl-serine phosphorylation. Gene Ontology annotation, molecular function: cAMP-dependent protein kinase activity; ATP binding. NCBI's taxonomy places the organism in Eukaryota, Fungi, Ascomycota, Eurotiomycetes, Eurotiales, Aspergillaceae. Gene Ontology annotation, cellular component: nucleus; cAMP-dependent protein kinase complex. The record is from RefSeq and is a predicted model, not a curated record.
AUGCCGAGUUUAGGAGGCCUGCUGAAGAAGAGGCGAACGAAGGAUUCUCAAACCCUCUCGUCGGAGCUGCCCCCAUCCUCCGAGAACCAUUCUCCCCCCGACACCCACGAAGAAAGCGCCUCCAUGCAACCCGCCGGGAGCUCACAAGCUUCUCCGCAGCAGCCCAACAAUGCCGCCAGCAUUAACAACCUCAUAAACAACCCGGACCAUGCCUCGCAGACGCAACAGCACAGCUCCGCCCACGGCCACAAUGUUGACUCGCCCCAUCAGCACCAGCAUCAGCACCAGCACCAGCAAAAGCAGGAGCGCACCACCAAGGGCAAGUACUCACAAGAGGACUUCCUGCUGCAGCGCACCCUUGGCACCGGGAGCUUCGGUCGGGUUCAUCUCGUCCAGUCCAAGCACAAUCACCGCUUCUACGCUAUGAAGGUUCUCAAGAAGGCUCAGGUCGUCAAGAUGAAGCAGAUCGAGCACACCAACGACGAGCGCCGAAUGCUGAACCGCGUCCGGCAUCCGUUCCUGGUGACUUUGUGGGGAACCUGGCAGGACUCGCGCAACCUCUACAUGGUGAUGGACUUUGUUGAAGGCGGCGAGCUGUUCAGUCUGCUGCGGAAAUCCCAACGAUUCCCCAACCCAGUCGCCAAGUUCUAUGCCGCCGAAGUGACAUUGGCCUUGGAGUAUUUGCACGCCCAUCAGAUUAUCUAUCGUGAUCUGAAGCCAGAGAAUCUGUUGCUGGAUCGUCAUGGUCACCUUAAGAUUACUGAUUUCGGCUUCGCAAAAGAAGUGCCCGACAUCACCUGGACGCUGUGCGGUACACCCGACUAUCUCGCCCCAGAAGUAGUUUCUUCCAAGGGCUAUAAUAAGUCUGUCGACUGGUGGUCAUUGGGAAUUCUUAUCUUUGAAAUGCUAUGCGGGUUCACCCCCUUCUGGGAUAGCGGCUCCCCCGUCAAAAUCUAUGAGAACAUCUUGCGAGGCAAGGUCAAGUACCCGCCCUAUCUCCACGACGAUGCCGUCGAUCUGCUGUCGCAGCUUAUCACCGCCGAUCUGACCAAGCGUCUGGGUAACCUGCACGGGGGCCCCGAAGACGUCAAGAACCACGCGUGGUUUGCCGAGGUCACUUGGGACCGACUGGCCCGCAAGGAUAUCGAUGCACCCUAUAUCCCGCCGAUCCGUGGCGGCCAAGGUGAUGCAAGCCAGUACGAUAAGUAUCCCGAAGAGACAGAGCACUAUGGCAUGGAAGGUGAAGAUGCAUACGGCCAUCUGUUUCCCGACUUCUAA